Closterium sp. NIES-65 is the source of this 1224-nucleotide messenger RNA. The record is from the annotation of a GenBank genome assembly. Lineage: Eukaryota; Viridiplantae; Streptophyta; Zygnematophyceae; Desmidiales; Closteriaceae.
AUGCGCAGGCGAGCAGCCCGUGUCGCCCCCCGAUCGCCGGGGCAUGGUACCGCUGGCCGUCCCACUCACGCGAAACCCAGCCACUGGCACCGUGACGGCGCUGCUCCGCUGGCCCACCGCUCCCCCGGGGUAAGAGUAUCAGCAAUGUGGUUGAAGGGUCUCAUCACUCCCUCCCCAUACACCCACCCCAUGUCUGCCGCCAUGUUUUUCCCACUUCCUCCCGCCCCUCCCCAACCCAUCUACACCCAUCCCCCACAGGCGGACGAGUACAUUCAGAGGGCGCUCGUGGAGGAGGACGUGGGGGGGCGGGAGGGCAGCGCGGAGGGGGACUCGGGGAGGGUGGGGGAAGCGGCGGGGGAGGAGGGGCGCAGGCUGUAUUCGCGUGGGGACUUUGCAGCGGCCAAGGCCAAGUCCCUUGACGCCUAUCUGACCACCAAGCGGUGCUGGCAGGUGGGCAAGUUCCCAGACGUCCUUGAGAGGCUGGCUGUGCGGCACCUGGAGCUCCUUCAUUGCAAACCUCAUCCCCCUUCCCCUCCCCCCCGUCUCCACUGGUGCUGGCAGGUGGGCAUGUUCCCGGACGUCCUUGAGAGGCUUGCUCUGCGGCACCUGGAGCAGGGCGACCAGGUGUCAGCGCUGGUGGCGGGGGAGUUCUAUGCGCGCAAGCACUUCCCAGGCUUCGCACAUCCCUUCACAUUCAACGCACAGCUGCUGCUCAGCUCCUUGCGCUUUUGUCUCCCUCCUUCCCUCCUUCCCUCCUUCCCCCCGUCCCUCCGUCCCUCCUCCCCUUACUCUCCAUUGUCCCUCUUUUCAAACGCUCAGAGUGGGGAGGCCAACAGAGGCGAGGGAUGCGGCGCGGAUCGCUCUCAAGUCGCCCUGGUGGACCCUGGGGGCGUCGUACCAGGUAGGCGCAGCAGACGAGCCUGGCAGCACUCUGUUGUGUGGGCGGCGUGGAAGCAGAAGGAGGUGGCGGAGCUGGCGGGGUACGGGGACUCGCAACUGGAGUAUGCGUUGGAGCGGCUGACAGAGGAGGGCAGGAAGGAGGAUGUCAACAAGGGCAAGGCGGAGGCGCAGGUGGCAUUGGACCAGGCAGCCUUUCUGCUGGACGUGGCAGCAGCAGAGGGCACGUGGGAUGAGACGCGUGAGCAGCUGGCAGGGCUGUACCGGGAAGCAGGGCUGGAGGAGAUGGCCUCGUUUGUCCUCGCUGGACCGCCAACCUCAACAUAG